Cokeromyces recurvatus is the source of this 474-nucleotide messenger RNA. RefSeq lists its product as uncharacterized. NCBI's taxonomy places the organism in Eukaryota, Fungi, Mucoromycota, Mucoromycetes, Mucorales, Mucoraceae. The transcript has 2 exons. Bases 1 to 474 code for a protein of 157 amino acids. The record is from RefSeq and is a predicted model, not a curated record.
AUGAUAAUGGUAUUUUUCCUUUGUCACUGUUGUUAUUGUCAGAAAUAUGCUUAUCCAGACUCAUUGAAAAGACAUUUAAAGAAGCAGUUUCAAGAUCAGGAAGCAAAAGCAACUGCACAAACCGACGACAAAAGUGAAGGGAGUCAAAGCUGCACAGACAGUGAUACAGAAGUAGAUAACGACGAUACUGUUGCGCUUUUGAUGCAUUAUCUCAGCCUAGUGAAGAUCAAAGAGAAAAAGCGCUUAAUAGCAGGAUUGGGAGAUCUCAAACCUGUAGCAUACAUUGAUCACGAAGGAAAAGAACACAGCCUCCUAGCAGCUUCCAAAGUGAUAGACAGCUUAACAUCAUCACAGAAAAAAAAGAGAGAAAAAGGAAAAACAGCCGUUAUUCCUUGCCAUCACACCAAAAAAAAGAAAUCAUUCUGGGGAGGAAAUUGGAGGACUCUGAUAUUUGGUAUUGCUACACAACUAUAA